Messenger RNA from Megalobrama amblycephala (Wuchang bream), 1665 nucleotides. RefSeq names its product atonal bHLH transcription factor 8 (gene atoh8). The record is from RefSeq and is a predicted model, not a curated record. The transcript is spliced from 3 exons. Gene Ontology annotation, molecular function: DNA-binding transcription factor activity; protein dimerization activity. NCBI's taxonomy places the organism in Eukaryota, Metazoa, Chordata, Actinopteri, Cypriniformes, Xenocyprididae. Bases 445 to 1242 code for a protein of 265 amino acids.
AUUAUUAUUAUUAUUAUUAUUAUUAUUAUUAUUAUCAACAUUGAAAAACUGUCGAGAGAAUGCUUUCAUUGGUAAUGUGUCAGGUCCUCUUGAGGGUUUAUUUUGGGCGGUCUCUCGGCGCUGACUUAUCUCACCAACAGGGGCUUCUGUGUUAACUGAGGCUGAAUAAACACAGAUGAACUGUCGAGCACAUUCACAAAAAUGUCCUGGCAAUGUCUGCCUGACUUCACAGGACUCUUGGAAACCACAGGAGAAGCACGUCACCUCAAAAAUACACUGACAUGGAGAUUUAAACAAGCGAAGCAGACAUGUUCCUCCUAGAAGACUUGACUGCAGCUAACCGAGCGCUGAUUUGACACUUACAGCGUGCUUUGUGUAUUACCUCUCAACAACAUUUCUCUUCCUUUCAUUUUUUUUUUUUUUUAGUCAGGGUGGACAUCCGAAAUGAAGAAUCCACAUCUAAACGGUCAUUGCAAGAUCCUAAACACCGUGUCAGGAGACAAGAAAUUAAAACGGAAAGCACGAGAUCCAAUUAAGCGUGCCAGUGACGAUCAUUUACCUUACUUCAAAUUGUAUAAGAACUCGCAUCUAAUGGCCGAGACACUGGGAGAUAGUUGUCCAAAAGAGACGCACGGUUCGGAAAUCGUCGCGGCGAGUGGCGAAAACGAACUUUUAAAUACUGCCGUAGAUAUGAGGAUUAACACCGUGAUUUCUGGAGAGAUACCUGACUCGAAACUAAGAUCCAUCUCCGAGAAGACUGUCAAUAACAAAAUUGCUAAAACAAGCUCGCAAGUUUCGGGUUUGAGCAGUUCACAGGUUUUUCCUUUGGAGCGCGUUGUGUUGUCUCAGCGCGCAGCCUCUCAGGCGCCUGCAGCCAGCGGCAUAAGCGAGAGCGCGGAAUCACCUAGGAGACGCGCUGGAGAGCAGUCCGGCGUAGUCACGGAGAUCAAAGCCAUUCAGCAGACUCGAAGACUACUGGCGAACGCGCGCGAGAGGACGCGCGUGCACACCAUCAGUGCAGCCUUUGAGGCGCUCAGAAAGCAGGUACCCUGCUACUCUUAUGGGCAGAAGCUUUCAAAGCUGGCUAUAUUAAGAAUAGCUUGCAACUACAUACUGUCCCUUGCUCAGCUUGCCGACCUGGACUAUACGCCAGACCACCGCAACAUGAGCUUCAGAGAGUGUGUGGAGCAGUGCACUAGAACUCUACAGGCUGAGGGUCGGUCCAAGAAGAGGAAGGAAUAAAAUGAAGAAUGUCUUCUGUGAAUUUUGGGAAAGAAGGACCUCAUUAAAUUAACAUGAAGACACUUUCCCCAUGUGGGGGAGAAAAAAACCCUGUAAUGUAAUGAAAGUGUAAUGUGAGUUUUACGCUGCACUAUUGACUUUACUACAGAUAACAGUGUCAAAAACACAAUCUCCUAUAAACCUGUCUAGGUUCUAAAUAUGCUAUUGUACAACUUUUGCACAAACAUUUUUCAAACAGAUGAUGUGAAAUCAGUUUCACUUUCCAUUGUUGCAUAAUUGGUUGCAACAGUUACAGACUGUUUAUUAUUUUUAUUUUUUCAGUUUGUUUUGCAGUGUUCCUAUACAGUAUAAAAAAUCCCACAUACACUUAAAAUAAAGGUUCCCAAAGGUUUUUCUUUUCUUUUCUUUUCUUUUCUUUUCUUU